Molecule: messenger RNA, 1063 nt
Organism: Suillus bovinus
Lineage: Eukaryota; Fungi; Basidiomycota; Agaricomycetes; Boletales; Suillaceae
Product: SURF4 family-domain-containing protein
Exons: 5
Coding region: 48-941 (297 amino acids)
Biological process (GO): Golgi organization
Cellular component (GO): endoplasmic reticulum-Golgi intermediate compartment; membrane; endoplasmic reticulum
Source: RefSeq, a predicted model, not a curated record
CAAGUUGGCACGAAAGCUCAACUUCUUCCUCAUCUUGAUCGUUCAACAUGACCUCCCGCAUAAACAUUGGUCGUCCGGCUUCAACAAGCUAUCAUAGCCCAGAUCCUCAUGGAUUUGCAAACUCAAACUCUUCUACAGGUUACAGAGCAGCUAACCCAGACCAUCCUCUCGAGAAGAUUCGAGCAGCUGCUAAACAGGUCGAAGACGCUAUCGAGAUAUAUUCUCAGCCUUUGAAACCCCAUUUGCCUACUAUCGGCCGGUUCUUGAUCAUCGUCACAUUCUACGAGGAUGCUCUGAGGAUUAUGACACAGUGGAAUGACCAACUUUGGUACCUCCAAACACAUAGAUAUUUCUACCCGGGAAUCUCUCACCUCUUCCUACUGCUUAACGUCAUCACAAUGCUUGUUGCUUCCUCAGCCGUCAUCAUGAAAAGGUACACGGAAUAUGCGGUCAUCGGUCUCCUCAGUGUAGUCAUCAUCCAAGGCUUUGGAUAUGGCCUCAUGUUCGACCCCGUUUUCUUCCUUCGUAACUUGAGCGUCAUAGGCGGUCUCAUCAUGGUAUUCAGCGAAACCAUGUUCAACAAAAAGAAAAGCUUUGCUGGUAUUCCGUCUAUGAGCGAAACAGACCGCAAAAAAUACUUCCUCCUCGCAGGUCGCGUCCUCCUAAUCUUCCUCUUCUUUGGCUUCAUUUUCCGAGGACACUGGAACAUAGGCCGCAUACUCAUUUGCAUGGUCGGUCUCGCAGCAUGCACGAUGGUAGCCAUCGGCUUCAAAGCAAAAUGGUCCGCGACCUUCCUCGUCAUCUUGCUGAGUGUCUUCAACGUCUUUGCGAACAACUGGUGGAGCGUGAAUAGUGCGCACCCUCAGCGUGAUUUUCUCAAGUAUGAUUUCUUUCAGACGCUCUGUAAGCCACUAUUUUCUGCCACAGUAGUGAAACACUAAUCAAUCACAGCUAUCGUCGGAGGCCUCAUCCUUCUUGUAAAUAUGGGACCCGGUACGUCCAUCUCACCCCUUCCUGCUGCGUUCGUUCGUUCGCGACUGACGUUCAUGCAGGUGGUCUCUCG